Molecule: messenger RNA, 1434 nt
Organism: Morchella importuna
Lineage: Eukaryota; Fungi; Ascomycota; Pezizomycetes; Pezizales; Morchellaceae
Exons: 6
Coding region: 1-1434 (477 amino acids)
Biological process (GO): transmembrane transport
Cellular component (GO): membrane
Molecular function (GO): transmembrane transporter activity
Source: RefSeq, a predicted model, not a curated record
AUGGAGAAACAAAUCCCAACAUACGACAAAAACCUCGUGGUCUUGCCGGAGCUUGCAAGCCAGGGCAACAAUGGUGAAAGCAUCGAAGUUGAUAAAGCGGAACAGGCUCGAAUCCUCAGAAGGGUGGAUUUGUAUCUCUUGCCGAUCAUCACAUUGCUUUACUUAAUGUCUUUUCUGGAUCGAUCCAGUAUUGGAAAUGCGAAGAUCAGCGGUUUGUCUGCGGACCUGGGCCUGAAGCCGGUUCAAUAUAAUAUUGCGCUCUCAAUCUUUUUUAUGAGCUAUGUAUCAUUCGAAAUUCCGAGCAACAUUCUGCUUAAAAAACUAUCUCCAAAAGUUUGGCUGCCAUCUAUUUGUCUUGGCUGGGGAAUUGUCUGUACUUUACACGGUAUUGUUCAGAAUUUUGGAGGAUUGGUCGCAGUGAGAAUCUUUUUGGGAGUCUUGGAAGCUGGUUUAUUUCCUGGUGUCACCUUUCUUCUCACAGUCUGGUACCCUCGUCAUGCCCUUGUUUUCCGCUUUUGCCUCUUCUUUAGCGCGGCCACCUUGGCUGGUGCUUUUGGCGGGCUGCUAGCUAGAGGGCUUGUCGAACUUGAUGGGACUGGAGGCCUAGAAGGGUGGAGAUGGAUUUUUAUCGUUGAAGGCCUUAUCACUGUAGUUGUUGCAGUCUGCGCCUACUUCUGGAUCCAGGACUCACCGGAAUCUGCAGACUUUCUAUCAGUGGCUGAUAAGAAAGUCCUCGCUUCGAUUCUGGCACGUGACAUGAGUGGUGAAAGCCAGGAGUUCUCAUGGCCCGAAACUCGGGCUGCCUUUGGAGAAUGGAAGGUAUGGACAAGCGGUAUUAUAUGUGUCGGUAUCGCAUUGCCGACCUUCUCCUUCGCGCUGUUCAUACCGACCAUCAUAAACGGCCUUGGGUACACUGCUACAAGGUCUCAACUUAUGACUGUACCCCCAUAUGUCGUAGCAUUUUUCUUCACAAUAAGUGUGGGAUGGUUGUCGGAUAGGCUGAAAGUUCGCGGUAUCCCAUUGCUGAUAUUUACUGCCGUCGGUAUCAUUGGAUAUGCCAUCCAGAUCUCUGUAGACCAUCAGAAGCUCAACGUAAAGUAUUUCGCAACCUUCCUUUCCGCAAUCGGUAUAUUCACCACCUCCGGCCUCAAUAUCCCGUGGCUGAGCAAUAAUCUUCGGGGACACUCAAGGAGAGCCACGGGCAGUGCGAUUCAGGUGUCGAUAGGCCAGCUAGGUGGGGUUGCCGCAGCUUAUAUCUAUCGCCAACAGGAUUCACCAGAUUAUGUGAUGGGUCAUAGUUUGGCGUUAGGGUCCUUGGUAUUAGCGUUCGUGACUACUGCGCUGCAGUCGUGGUGGAUGAAGAAAGAGAAUGAUGCUCUGGAUCGGAAGGCUAGAGAGGAGGGUGUUGACGACGGAUUUAGAUUCACACUUUAG